GCGGGAGGGUGGCGGCUCCCUCGGGACCCGGCGCGAUGCGGCGGGUCACCCUGUUCCUGAACGGCAGCCCCAAGAACGGAAAGGUCGUUGCUGUAUAUGGAACUUUGUCUGAUUUACUUUCUGUGGCCAGCAGUAAACUCGGCAUAAAAGCCACCAGUGUGUACAACGGGAAAGGUGGACUGAUUGAUGACAUUGCUCUGAUCAGGGAUGAUGAUGUUUUGUUUGUGUGUGAAGGGGAGCCAUUUAUUGAUCCACAGACAGAUUCUCCACCACCUGGACGACUAAUAGGUGCCCAUACAGAUUGGCUCACGUUGAACGUUGGAGGGCGAUAUUUCACAACUACGCGGAGCACUUUAGUGAAUAAAGAACCAGACAGUAUGCUGGCCCACAUGUUCAAGGACAGAGGUGUCUGGGGAAAUAAGCAAGAUCACAGAGGAGCAUUUUUAAUAGACCGGAGCCCGGAAUACUUUGAGCCCAUUUUGAACUACUUGCGUCAUGGACAGCUUAUUGUGAAUGACGGCAUUAAUUUACUGGGUGUGUUAGAAGAAGCCAGGUUUUUUGGCAUUGACUCACUGAUUGAACACCUAGAAGUAGCCAUAAAGAAUUCUCAACCACCAGAGGAUCAUUCACCAAUAUCCCGAAAGGAAUUUGUUCGAUUUCUGUUAGCAACUCCAACCAAGUCAGAACUGCGUUGCCAGGGUUUGAACUUCAGUGGAGCUGACCUUUCUCGUUUGGACCUUCGGUACAUUAACUUCAAAAUGGCCAAUUUAAGUCGUUGCAACCUUGCACAUGCAAAUCUCUGUUGUGCGAACCUUGAACGAGCUGAUCUUUCUGGAUCAGUGUUGGACUGUGCAAAUCUCCAGGGAGUCAAGAUGCUCUGUUCUAACGCAGAAGGUGCUUCCCUGAAGCUGUGUAAUUUUGAGGAUCCUUCCGGUCUUAAAGCCAAUUUAGAGGGUGCUAACCUGAAAGGUGUGGACAUGGAAGGAAGUCAGAUGACAGGAAUUAACCUGAGAGUUGCCACCUUAAAGAAUGCAAAAUUGAAGAACUGUAACCUCCGAGGAGCAACCUUAGCAGGAACCGACUUAGAGAACUGUGAUCUGUCUGGAUGUGACCUUCAGGAAGCCAACCUGAGAGGCUCCAACGUGAAGGGGGCCAUAUUCGAAGAGAUGCUGACACCACUGCAUAUGUCCCAGAGCGUCAGAUGAGCGUGCCGAGGGCCGGAGGAGGGUCCAAGAUGGAAAAUGCUCUUUUCUUUCUGCACCCUGUCAGUUGUCUAGAUGAAAUAACUCUAAGGGGAUUAAGACCAACCAGCUAGAGGCUCAUGCUUGUUUCCAGAGGUGCAUAAGGGGAAAGUAGCAUUAUCCCCCGAUUCUGACUUGACAGGCACUCAGUGAAUAGACGUAGCGGAGCUAGGUCAUGCGUGCCUUUUCAAUCAGCUUGGAACAUUCAUCGGGUUUAUGAUCAGGAAUAGUAUCUAUUGUCGUCUGCUUUGAAAUAGGCAUGAUGAGGAAAUACCAUCUUGGUUUAAGAUGUGUUUGAGAAUUUUAAUUUAUGAAAAGCACAACAUAUGCAAUUAUAUUUAUUGAAUACCUAGAUGCAGUAAGGAUAUUUAAAUUGUUAAACUUUAUGAAAACUUUGAAAAGGUUGUUCAGGUUUAUAAAUAGCUUUAGUGAUGCCUUCCCUCCCUCUUUAAAUACCUGUCGCACUGGAUGAAGAUGGUGACAUCAGAUCCCUAACUAAGGCUCUCUUUUCAGGUUCAUUUUUUGUAAUGUUUACUUUUUAAAUGAAAACAGGAGCUAAAUUCAAGAAAUUUUAGCCCAUUCUUACUUUUUGAGAGCCAGUGGAAGGGAAGCCAUGGCUGUGCACCCGUCUGCAGGUGGAGGGAGGACUGGCCUGCAGCCACAGCUUGUGAAUGAGCAUUCCUCAGUCGUCGUAGGCAAGCGCAUGCCACACCCGACUAGGCAGUUCUGCCCAUUCGCACCUCGAGUUUUCUCAUGUAAUCACACAGACGUAGGAAAAUGCUUCAGAACCAAAACACCAAGGUGCACCGUUAAUACUCGCUUAAUGCAAAUGCCGAAUAGUGCUUAGAAAUGGACAUUACAUUUAAUCCCAGAGCAGCUAAAGCUACAAAAUAGGAAUAAACAUGGCAGAGUCACCUUUUAAGAGGCAGCCUACCAUAACUGCAGCUAAAACCCUAAAGAACUUUAAACUGACAGUUGAUUAUGGCCAGCAAAAAGUAAGAAUAGUAACAAUAAGGCAUUUGACGAGUCUAAGCUGUAAUACCAGUUAGCACCUGUAGUUUGUUUUUGUUUUUUAAUUUUCUGUUAUGUGUCUUGGUUUGUUUUGCUUUGAAGUCAAAUUUCAGCCUAGUUUUUCUGAGUCAUUAUCUCUGUAGCAACAGGUGGGGCCUUGACUUCACUACCAGUGUCCUGAUGUCCUUACAUGUGCCCCAAGAGCAGGGAUGUAAGCUGUGUCCAAAUCCUACAGACUCGUCAGCGAGGCAAGGGCUCCUGACCCCGCCUCGUCUCCUUCGCGAGAACGACCUGUCUUCAGCAUCCUGUAGCUUACUCUUACGUACCUACAUAUGCAAAGCUUUCCUCGCAGUAAAGGGCUCAUUCGCACUGUGGCAGAGAUCGCUCCUUUAUGUGGGAAGGAAAGUGACUUUAAAAAUGAAUUAUUUUCUUUGCUUUAUUAUUUUUACCAAGACAGAGAAGUAUUGUAUUGAGAAAUAUCUAUUUUCAUAAUCAAUAUGUGCCUAAAUUAUAUUUCGAUCAUUUCACUCUGUACUAUAUUUUCAGUAAUUAUAGACUAUGCUCUUCAUUCACUGAAAGGUUCCUCUGUCGGCAAAUGCCAACUGCAGAGGAUCUGAAGGCUCUGAACACGGUGUGUGUGGGAGCUGCAGGGCUUGGGUCUGAUAGAUACUGCGUUAAUAAAUGAUAUGAACCACUGAGAA
This is a messenger RNA of Jaculus jaculus (lesser Egyptian jerboa), 2953 nucleotides long. RefSeq names its product potassium channel tetramerization domain containing 9 (gene Kctd9). NCBI's taxonomy places the organism in Eukaryota, Metazoa, Chordata, Mammalia, Rodentia, Dipodidae. Gene Ontology annotation, molecular function: protein binding. Gene Ontology annotation, biological process: protein homooligomerization; intracellular signal transduction. The transcript is spliced from 12 exons. Bases 36 to 1205 code for a protein of 389 amino acids. The record is from RefSeq and is a predicted model, not a curated record.